AAGCAAAGAGUUCCUAUGAAUUCACCAAUAGACCAAACGCCCGGGCAGGGUUCUUUUUCUUAGCUUCCAAUGAGCCUCAUCGUCAUUGACGUAUUUUUAACGAAACCUACCUACCAGGUCCUACCUUAAUACCUUGGUAGGUAAAUAAAUAAUUCAUGUCAGCUCAUGCAACUCUAUCACGAUACAUAAACCUAGAAAUCUGAUCUACUACUCCUGCUAUAUUGUCAUAUCAGUUCUUAUUUUAGCUUAACUCUAUAAAAUCUGGAAAACUUGGUGCUCUACUCUUUAAGCAAAAAAAAGGAAAAGCGCCCAAUGAGAAGAGAACUUUAACUAUUCGCAUCAAAAUUUGACUUGGCUUUUUCCCAACACCACAAUCCCACAUCCUCCAACAUGACAACGCCAGAACCACCUAAAUCAAUAACGUCACAUCUCGAAGCAUGGGGCACCAGCCCCUUCGCACCCGUGGGCCUCGCAACCUUAAUAACACCGCUGCACUUCCGCCCCUUCCAGGUGCGCCCCAUGCUCUUCGUGCCCGUGCUGUUCUUCUCCAGCUACGCGAACUUGCAGGGCUUCAAGAUAGACAGCGCCGGGAUGACUGUGGCCGCUAGCGGCACUUAUGCGCUGUUGGCCAUGCGGAGGAGGCCAAGCGCCUUCAUGAAACGCUUCUCGAUCCGGGGAAUCGUCAGGGGCGCUGCUGUGGCUUUGAGCAUUAUCAAUGUCGUCUCUGCGGGUUGGGUGUUUGCUAAGGGGGACCGCGAGAAGGAGAAGGAGGAGAGGUUGAACAAUCCAAAAUGGGUUUGAGCUAGGUUAACUAUACUGUAAAUACCAGUAGCAUACCCAGUUCUAAAAAAGACUCCACUACUACUAUAAUCUUCAAAGAGGGCAUACAAUGCCAUACAUAC
This is a messenger RNA of Hypoxylon fragiforme, 902 nucleotides long. RefSeq lists its product as uncharacterized. Lineage: Eukaryota; Fungi; Ascomycota; Sordariomycetes; Xylariales; Hypoxylaceae. The transcript is spliced from 2 exons. The record is from RefSeq and is a predicted model, not a curated record. The coding region runs from base 391 to 801 and encodes 136 amino acids.